Molecule: messenger RNA, 2223 nt
Organism: Candidozyma auris
Lineage: Eukaryota; Fungi; Ascomycota; Pichiomycetes; Serinales; Metschnikowiaceae
Exons: 1
Coding region: 1-2223 (740 amino acids)
Biological process (GO): chromatin remodeling
Cellular component (GO): RSC-type complex
Molecular function (GO): protein binding; chromatin binding
Source: RefSeq, a predicted model, not a curated record
AUGUCCGAAAGAGAAAUAAAAAAACUCGCCACAAGGCUCAACGGGUUCAUUGAGCUGGUGUACCUGUUGAAAAACAACGCUGGUGCGUCCAUCGCCAAUGACUUCCACAAACUUCCUCCUAGAACUGGCACAGACUACUAUAAAGUGAUCACCCGCCCGAUUUCGCUCCACAUCAUCGCUAGACAGGUGAAAAGACUAGCCUACAGGGAUGCCCAGGAGUUUGUACGUGACUUGGCACAAAUAACGUGGAAUGCACGCCACUACAACGAGCCAGGGUCUCAGAUCUACGAAAACGCUCUAAUCUUGGAUAACUUAAUCAAGGAUACCGUGAUUCCCAAGCUUUCUUCGGAUAAGAAUCUCGCGUUGCUGACGAAUGUGCACUAUCCUGAUUUGGGUCCCUUGGACGACUAUGACCAUCUUGCAAUGGAUGGUGAGGGCAAUAGUGCACUGCCAUUCAUGAAGAAUGAGGACUACGACGACGACGAGCACUCUUCCUCGUACCACUCGCACAGCAAGUCGUCAUCUCAAGCUUUAAAAGCGGCAGAGGGCGGUGUGAGGCGUGGGCGUCCUCCUAUUAUCGACAAGCCAUACGAGUCCAGGAUUAAAUCGAUUCUCAAGAACUUCAAGAGAAUACGCCAUCCUGACGAUGAAAACCUCAUCUUGACUUCCCACUUUGAGAGGUUGCCCGAUAAGUCGACACCGGGCUACUACAACAUCGUCGCACACCCCAUCUCCCUACAUGAGAUUAGAACAAAGGUGCGUUCGAGAAAAUACCACGAUGUGCAACAGUUCCUAGACGAUUUGAACCUCAUGAUUGGAAAUGCCAAAUUGUACAAUGCCUCUGAUCCUGCAAUGAUGAACGAUGUGCUUAUGUUUGAAAAACAAGCAUCAGAAAUUAUCGAUAAGGAGAUGGCAAGACCCGAGAAGGAUUUCAUUGUCGCUACGACCGGUUCAGAUAAUCCAAAAAGCCUCAAGACACCUAUAGAUUCUGUCACUGUAAAUGGCCGCGCAUAUAAGGUCGGUGACUGGGUUCUCAUAAAAAACCCUAAUGAUGCUAACAAGCCAACCUGUGGUCAAAUUUUCCGAUUGUGGACCUGUGACGGUAUUGAGUACACUAAUGUUUGUUGGUACAUCCGUGCAGAGCAGACCUGUCAUCGUGUGGACAGAUUGUUCUACAUGAACGAGGUGUGCAAAACCGGUGAAUAUAGAGACCACUUGGCUGAAGACAUUGUUGGACCAUGUUACGUGAUCUUCUUGACCCACUAUCAGAAAGGUGACAUACCUCCUAACUUGCUUCCUCCAGGUUCAGAGUGGUUCAUAUGUGAAUUCCGAUACAAUGCCAACAACUAUGUCUUCAACAGAAUUAGAACGUGGAAGGCCUGUUUGCCCGACGAGAUCAGACAUAUUGAUCAGCCAAUCGUUCCUAUCAAUGAGCCUAGAAAGCUUAUCAAGUAUGAGUCUCCUAUCAAGCAUUUGUUGCCCGCCAACGCCUACGACGAAAUGCCAGCGUCUCCUCCUCAGCAGGGCGCCAAUCCCAAUGGUCCGCCAGUUGUUGGCUCAGUCUACCUUAGGCCCCCAUUCUAUAACGAUGAGCUUGGGCAGUGUUCGACGUCGCCAAAUGUUGCACCAGCCCCCGAGUUCGACGACCCCGUGUCUGGUCGUAAGGCCUACAUCUUCACACCAGUUUCUCAGCUCAAGUCUGUGACUGGAUCAGGUAUAUACUCUUCCUCGGGCACACGUUCUGUUUCUGUGAACUACAUUCCAGGGCAGCACGAAGAUGCCCCACUCCCAAGUAACCCAGGGAACCCGUCUUUUGACAACUACAGACAGCCAUACACACCCCAGCCUCCAGCACAACCCCCAAUUGGUACAUACAAGCCGUACGUGCCAAAGACUUACCGAGCUGACUCGCCUGCAAUCAGCUCACGUGCGACUCCACCGGUUGCAUCUCCUGCUGCUUCCGGUUACCAUGCCUCAACUUCGGUAUACUCUACAGUUCUACCAGGAGGAGUUGUUUCGUAUGUUGAAAAGGCCCCAGAAGAAGGUGAAGAGUCUUCUGACUUGGGAGAAGUGAGUAAGUCUCUCAUCAACUUGAAUGGGCAAAAAAUAUGGUUCCGUUCACCCCCCUCGAUGAUUAGUGGCAUUACGGUGAACCCCGUGGGCCACAGCGCUAAGUAUUUGGCCUGGAAGGCGAAAAAGCAAAAGACAGGUGAAGCAGCUUAA